UGAAAGCGGAAAUGGUCUCUAAACAGAAGUUGACCUCAAAAGCAUGGGCGUGUUUGCAGGAUUUGCACUGUGGUAGUUUUAUUUUAAUUUAUUACAUUUUAAUUUAAUGAUUGCUGUGAUGGACGCUAAUCUGUUGCAGUGGAAGAAACAGGGACAGUCGUUCUUCCGUCGAUUACGGGUGUGGGUGAGUCUCCUGGAUCCGUCCCUGCUGCUCUCCUCAGAUGCAGAAAUACUGAAGGCCCACUCUCUUCUUGGGAGCGGACAGAAGCUGAAUGAAAAAGACAAUCCCGCAGUGAUCCUCUCUCUAUCUUCUGUUCAUGCUGAUUCUGGUGCUCCUCUUCCAUUUGUUUUCCGUCCUCCAGCAUAUUUGCCAAUAUCAGGACCUUUGGUUGUUGCUAGUCUUUUACCUCACAGUGGUGUCAAAGCUGCUCUGUUUUGGCAGCUUCUGCUGCAGAGUUACAAUGCAGGAUUCAGCCACACCAACGGAAAUUAUUCAGCAGAGAAGAGCAAGAAAACGUCCCCGAAGCAGCUUCUGUUGAUGGCGGGAACCGUCUCUUACACAACAUUUGCUGGGGCCCUUCCUCAGAUUCUUAUCAACCGGCUCAGAAUAACAAGUCCCCCUCUGCAGACUUUCUGCAGGUCAAUAUUACCGAUCCCCCUCUCAGGCGUUCUCGCUUUCCUCAACGUGUUCACCAUCCGAAGUGAGGAGACGGAGACGGGGAUCCAGGUGUUUGACUACAAUGGAAGACCUGUCGGCAUCUCUAAAGCAGCAGGAGCAAAAGCUGUGAAGGAAACCGCGUAUUCAAGAGCAGCACUCUUUGUUGCGACUGCUGCCGUCCCUAACCUGCUGGUUUUGUUCUUACAAAGAACAAGACUCUUCCAGAGAAACUCCCUGCUGGCCGCUCCUUGCCGUCACAUCAGCGCAGCGCUCGUCCUCGGCCUGAUGAUUCCCGUAUCGUUCAGUCUCUUUCCACAACUGGGAACGAUAAAACGGGACGACGUGGAGGAGGAGCUGCGGGCAGAAGCAGUCGGCGUGCAGUUGUUCUACCACAGAGGACUCUGAGCAGCUUCCACGGCAGAGACAGAAUCAGACAAACUCAACAUGCAGCUCUGACUGAACAGCUUCUUCUGCACACAUUAAAGAUGGUAUCAAAGAUAAAUGCAGCUUUUUCCUCUCAGAAACCAUUAAACCAAACAUAAAGCUA
Molecule: messenger RNA, 1205 nt
Organism: Cololabis saira (Pacific saury)
Lineage: Eukaryota; Metazoa; Chordata; Actinopteri; Beloniformes; Belonidae
Gene: sfxn4
Product: sideroflexin 4
Exons: 14
Coding region: 107-1063 (318 amino acids)
Biological process (GO): mitochondrial transmembrane transport; monoatomic ion transport
Cellular component (GO): mitochondrial inner membrane
Molecular function (GO): monoatomic ion transmembrane transporter activity
Source: RefSeq, a predicted model, not a curated record